Messenger RNA from Asterias rubens (European starfish), 917 nucleotides. RefSeq names its product 60S ribosomal protein L13a-like. The transcript has 8 exons. Gene Ontology annotation, biological process: negative regulation of translation; translation. Gene Ontology annotation, cellular component: ribosome; cytosolic large ribosomal subunit. Bases 8 to 637 code for a protein of 209 amino acids. NCBI's taxonomy places the organism in Eukaryota, Metazoa, Echinodermata, Asteroidea, Forcipulatida, Asteriidae. Gene Ontology annotation, molecular function: mRNA binding; structural constituent of ribosome. The record is from RefSeq and is a predicted model, not a curated record.
CCGGCACAUGGUCUUUUCGACUGCCAUGUCAAGCUUUCACAAGACGUUACUAAUAGAUGGGAAGGGUCACCUUCAGGGCCGAUUGGCCUCGUUGGUGGCCAAGAACCUUCUUCAAGGUCAAAAGAUUGUCAUUGUUCGAUGUGAAGGAAUCGACAUCUCCGGUAGCUUCUACCGAAACAAAUUGAAGUACCUGCAGUUUCUGCGCAAGAGAACCAACACCAAGCCUAGCCGUGGUCCCUACCAUCUUAGGUCACCCAGCCGUAUCUUCUGGAGGGUUGUCAGAGGCAUGUUGCCACACAAGCGUGCAAGAGGCAAGGAUGCCCUAAGCAGACUGAAGGUCUUCGAGGGAGUCCCACCUCCAUAUGACAAGAAAAAGAAGUUUGUUGCUCCACCAGCACUCCGGUCAGUGCGGCUAAAGCAAAACAGAAAGUUCUGCAAUCUCGGACGUCUAGCCCACGAGGUUGGAUGGAAAUACAAGGAGAUUAUCGAGACCCUGGAGGAGAAGAGAAAGGCCAGGUCCUGGGAGCGCUGGAAGGUCAAGAGAACUGGCCUGCAACUGCGUCGCAAGGCAGCCAAGAGUGUCAGAGACAAGGUCGCCCCCUACCAGAAGAUCAUCCGCCAGUACGGUUACAAGUAAACAAAACGAUUCAACAGAGCAGUUACCAUGGCAAUCGGCCUCUUUGAUACACAUCCACAGUCUAAAGAGGAGCUCUACAAUCUAUACAGAAAACGAAUGCGUCCAACCGGACAAUUUGGUUGACAUCGCGUUUACAGUUUUCAUCCCAAACCAGGACAUACUUGAUAAGAUAAGGGAACAUAGUCUGAAUGUGUCGAUAAAGCAGUCAGCAAGAUUAUAGUACAAUUUUUUGUUUAUAAAAAAGCUGAAAGUACAAUAAAGACAUGGAAAUGAAAUUAUA